Messenger RNA from Electrophorus electricus (electric eel), 400 nucleotides. RefSeq names its product APC11 anaphase promoting complex subunit 11 homolog (yeast) (gene anapc11). Gene Ontology annotation, cellular component: anaphase-promoting complex. NCBI's taxonomy places the organism in Eukaryota, Metazoa, Chordata, Actinopteri, Gymnotiformes, Gymnotidae. The record is from RefSeq and is a predicted model, not a curated record. Gene Ontology annotation, molecular function: zinc ion binding; cullin family protein binding; ubiquitin protein ligase activity. Gene Ontology annotation, biological process: anaphase-promoting complex-dependent catabolic process.
GAAAAGCACCGAAUCAGGAGCCACGUCCUGGCGGCGUUGUAAACAAGAUGGACAAGGAGAUGGAGAGAAGGGUUUAGCUGUACGGCUCGAGCUUAAGAAUGAAGGUCAAAAUAAAGCAGUGGAACGGCGUGGCGUCCUGGUUAUGGGUGGCCAACGACGAGAGCUGUGGCAUUUGCAGAGCUCCUUUCAACGGCUGCUGUCCUGAAUGUAAAGUCCCCGGAGAUGACUGUCCUCUGGUUUGGGGCCAGUGCUCGCACUGUUUUCACAUGCACUGCAUCCUGAAGUGGCUGAAUUCACAGCAGGUGCAGCAGCAGUGCCCAAUGUGUCGUCAGGAGUGGAAGUUCAAAGAGGGGGACACAUCAUGAGGUGAUGAAAUGAAAUAAACUAUUGCCAUAUCAAA